Molecule: messenger RNA, 1005 nt
Organism: Rhizophagus irregularis DAOM 181602=DAOM 197198
Lineage: Eukaryota; Fungi; Glomeromycota; Glomeromycetes; Glomerales; Glomeraceae
Source: RefSeq, a predicted model, not a curated record
GAGUUCUAACUGACACGCCGAUAUAAUUUUCCAAGGGUUAUUUAUUAAUAACAAGUUAGAAGAAUCUCUCCUUGAAGUUGGCUAUUUUUUGUUAAAUAAAGUUAAACUUACAAACUCUAAUGGAGAACUUUGCAAGUAACAUAAACAAACCUGACUUUCAUAAUUAUGACGACGUUAGUUUUAUGGAAGAAGAAUACGAUUUUGACUUUAAAAGUAUGGACCAAACUGAGGAGGAUACAUUUGAAGAUAGUAAUAUUUAUUUAAAUAGCGAAGAAUAUACAAAUAAUUCUAAUUUUUUUCAAUUAGAUAUUAAUGCUUUUCAAUCAGCCCGUUAUUUUUCAACUAUUACUGAUAAUAUAGAUGAUUAUAUAUUAGAAUUAGAUAGUAAUUUUGAUGAUGAAUCUGUAAUUUCUAUGGCAACUGAUAUUACUAAUGAAAUACAAUUAAUUGAAAUUUCUGAGCCAACAAAGUCAACUAAAUUUACUAACUGUGUUUUAAUAGACAAUUUUAAUGGUGAAAUUCGUUCCUGUGGAAGUUCACAAAAUUUACGUUGUAUACAAAAAUAUUUUUGGAACUUGGGAAAUUGAUAGUGAAGUAGUUCGUAAGGUAAAUGAUUUUGCUUCAUUAGGAGUUUGUUAUUCACAUCAAAUGUAUGAUCAAACUAAAUUACAUGCGAAAAAUGCAAAAGGAACUAAGAAUUCUUCUUUGGGUUUUAUUAGCAAUAGGAAAUGUCUUUUUUGUAAUAUUAAUAAGACUUUUUAUACCCGUGGUAAGCAAUGUGAUCAACAUUCUUGGACAUUAGUUGGUCGUGACUUACAAGUCCCUUGUGAACCACCCUAGCGUCGCCUAGAAAAAAUGGUAGCCGGAUAGGUUUUCCGGGUUACACGUGAUUCGGAAACUGAUUUCUGGGUUAGCUUGUUAAUUUUUAUUAUAAUGUAGUAAAAAAAACUUCGAUAAAUAACUGAAUAAAUUAAUAUAGUAAAUAUUUAUUUUAUUUAUUGCUAU